This is a messenger RNA of Clunio marinus, 179 nucleotides long. The record is from the annotation of a GenBank genome assembly. NCBI's taxonomy places the organism in Eukaryota, Metazoa, Arthropoda, Insecta, Diptera, Chironomidae.
AUGAAAGCUAUUUUCUUUGUUCUUUUGAUCGCAGUUGUCUUCAUUGCAAUGGAAGCAUCUGCAAAACAUCUCGUUGGAGAUGAAUCAAUGAAUCUUGUCUCAAAUCAUGGAAUGAUUGAAAAACGUGAAGCUUGUCAUCGUCGUGGGGGAAGUAGCAGUGAUAGUGAUGACGAAGAUGA